Molecule: messenger RNA, 382 nt
Organism: Ctenocephalides felis (cat flea)
Lineage: Eukaryota; Metazoa; Arthropoda; Insecta; Siphonaptera; Pulicidae
Exons: 4
Coding region: 62-382 (106 amino acids)
Source: RefSeq, a predicted model, not a curated record
CUCUGGCCCUAAAUGUAUUUGCAAAAUGGUCUUAUGAUAGCACCAGGUAGCUCCUGUGUUGAUGAUAUGGAUGAUCAUCCUCAAUUUGGCACUAUGGCAUCAAAUGAACAAUCCACAAGUGUUGCAGUUCCUAUAUUUCUAUCCCUUCUUUUAUUUGGUGCUGUUGCAGGAAGCAUUUUUUAUCUUUAUAAAGAAAAAACAAGAAAAUCGUGGAUCGAUAUUUAGAGGCAUACGUUUUAUAACUCCCGCUUAUGGGCAACAAGGCAAAUUAGGGGAACGAUCACCAGCCAUGAUACAAGUUUUAAGAACUUACAACCAGGAAAGUUGUCUGGUUUUCAAGAUAAUCAAGAACCUAAAUUUAAGCACACAUAUCCUGAUCUAA